Molecule: messenger RNA, 7592 nt
Organism: Mesoplodon densirostris (Blainville's beaked whale)
Lineage: Eukaryota; Metazoa; Chordata; Mammalia; Artiodactyla; Ziphiidae
Gene: ZNF316
Product: zinc finger protein 316
Exons: 5
Coding region: 2975-6013 (1012 amino acids)
Biological process (GO): regulation of transcription by RNA polymerase II
Cellular component (GO): nucleus
Molecular function (GO): DNA-binding transcription factor activity, RNA polymerase II-specific; sequence-specific DNA binding
Source: RefSeq, a predicted model, not a curated record
AGAGGGGCCUGCCUUUGGUGGAGGACCCAGUGGGCAGGGGCAAGGGGAGGUGUGCAGGAUCAGGUCCCUAGCUGUGCCUGUGUGGGGAGACCCCGGUACUGGGUUUGGUUCAACAAGUGUUGGCAGGUUUGGGGAGCUGGCCAGCAAGGAGAGGGGCUGCCCUCGGGCGGCAGGGUUGGCCCCGUGGAUACACCUGCACCAGGAGCAAACCCAGGAGAGCAGGGGAGCCCAAAUCCGUGGACAAACAGUGAGGAUCCUGGUAGUCAGGGAAGGAAGGAUUCUGGGCAGAGAUGAAAGCCUGGAAGGCCUUGAGUAACAGGUGUGGUCAGUGAGGCCACCAGACGGAGGGAAAGGGCCUAGACCUACCUGCACCCACACAUUUCUUCUACUUCUCUGUGUAGGUUCCCUGGAUAUGGGACUUCAGUGGAGAGUUGCUAAAAGUUUUCUAAGUUUGCCUCUUUCUGUCUGUGUGGUCCUUCUCCCAGAGGCAGGCAUCUCAUUAACUGCCCCUCCCCGCCCCCCUCGCCCCAUGCCCUCUUCUGAAUUCUGCAGCACUAUAUCCUAGGGUGCAGCCCCGCCUCAGCCCCCAUGGAAGUAAUGGUCUGGGAUGACCUGAAGGGUUAUCAUGAUCAGGUUGCUUACCGGCCUUUCUGUGGCAUCCUGAGCUGGAUGCCAGAAGUGAGUUUCUGGUAGGCUGGCAGGCUGGCAGGAAGAAAGGAGAGUGUGUGGGUCUGGGGGUAUGCCCAGCACCCACCUGUCCUGGGGAGGCAGAGGGGCAUCUGCCACCCAAGUUACUGAGGCCCGUUUCUCAGAACCAUUCUGUUCUGGAUGCUGGGUCAGGGUUUAUGGGGCGUCUGGCUGUGCUAGGCCCCAUCCCAUCUGCAGGGUGACGGACCACCUCCACGACUGCUGGGUCUUUCCCUCCUCUGGUCAGCAGCAGGUGCACCUCUUGGGAGAAGGGACCUCAGGUCGUAACCUCUUUAGAGGCAGAGACUCUCCAGUGGGUUCUAGUCUGAAGGACCCUCAACAGCAGUCAUCCUGUUCUGGAACAUGACAGUGGCACCAGAAUACUGAGUUUUGAAAAUCUCAUGUUCAUCACGUUGACCGCAGACUUUAGAGUCAUGAUUUUUCUUUCUUCUUCUUCUUCUUUUUUUUUUUUAAUAUUUAUUUAUUUAUUUGACUGCACAGGGUCUUAGUUGUGGCACACGGGAUGCGACAAGUGGGAUCUAGUUCGCCGACCAGGGAUUGAACCCAGGCCCCCUGCACUGGGAGCGUGGAGUCUUAACCACUGGACCGCCAGGGAAGUCCCUAGAGUCAUUUUAUCAAUAAAUAUUUGAGUGCUCACUCUGUGUCUGGCACAAGGAGGUUCAGAGAUGAACAAAGGGAACUUCUGCCUUCUUGGAGUUGAGUGUGUAUUUGGGGAGACAGGCAAUAAGCAGACAGUUCUGUAAGUAUAUUAAAAUGUGGGUGCUAAGAGGGCAGAGUCCAGGGAACUGUGUGUGUCUUAGGGGCCCAGGGGGCUGCCUCCAAAGGAUCAGUGAAGAAGAGGGGAGGAGAGUGCCAGGGAGUGGGAGUGGCAUGUGCAGAGGUCCUGAGGUGCAACAAGCAUGGGGCCACUUCAUUCCCAAGCCUCUGGUCCUCGGAUGGGGGCCUGGCCCUCUGCAAGGGGGCCACGCAGGAAGGGCUCUGCUGGGCUUGGCAUGGCAUCUGGGCUCAGCCUGAAUUUGCAGCCCCAUUGUCCUGUGUGGCCUGACAUCUCAGGCUCCUCCGGGGUUCGUGCUCUCUUCCCGGGGUUCUGGGGUCGCUGUAUUUGUAGUGGGCUUGGCUUACUUUGGAAGUGGCCCUAGUCAGGUCUGAGAGACUGAUGGUGCCAUGCUGGCUGAUAGACCUGUUCUUAGGUUUGCACUCAAAAAGGAGCCACAGAAACUGGCUCGUCAAAACCCAUGACUCUGUCUUGUCCUGGGACUUCACUGGGGCUGGUGAGGAAUGCGCAGCUGGGAGGGAGGAGUGGCCCCAGGGCCCGCGGUAUCCCAUCCCUCUUGGGUCCACAGCCCCGGGCUCCCAUGCUGUGAGGCGGUGUGGCUGCAUCUCCCAAGUGCCUGGGCUGAGCCGUCUCGACAUCGAUGUGAGAGGUGGAUGCUGUGAGCCACUGGGGCUUUGAUGAUUCAGCACUUAGGAUUCUCUGAUCCCAAACGUGAAGUGUCACAGGGCAUUUUUUUUCACCUUUGCUGGUCUAGCGAUGAACCAAAUUCCUGAUCAGCUGAGCUUUUUCCAGAUGCCCUGGAUGGAGCGAGGGGUGGGGAGCACAGGGGUAAUUGCCUGCUCAGGGCCUCUUCUCUGCCGCCUCCCACAGGAAGGAGCCUGACCUGCUGGCUUGGUAGAGUGGGCCCUCCCAGCAGGGUGGUCUUACUUUCCUCCACCCGUCACACUGCGCUGGGGUUCCUGGCCCACCCACGCUCAGACCUCGGCUCCCACACUCCCUGCCGCCGAGUUCGUGCCCAAGUUCGUGCACGUUCAGAGCUGGGCGAGCAUCUCCUCCGCCCCCAUAUAUCAGGUGCACUGUUCCUUAUGGGCUGUGUGCACCCGUUUCAGCUAAACGCAGGCUGGGCCACCCUCGGGCGUGUUGCCUGGACUUGAUGCUUCCAUGUUCUUGAAGAUAAAAACCCGGAUUAGUCCCUGGCUUACUCCAGGAAAGCAUGGCAGUUCACACCAGGCCUGUCGUUGCCUGCAAGAAAGAGCUGAGGCCGCGUAACGGGGCUCACAGUGAGGGGCUCUUUGGCAGCUUUUCUGUUACAGAAUCUAGGUUGUGCCACAUGAGAUCGUGGAAAGAGCUCCAGUCGUACCUCAGCUCCGGUGCUGUUACUGUAUCGCGGGGCAAACCAACCCCACCUCCGUCAGAGGGCUGCGUGCCGGGCGGCUGGUCACCGUCGCCUGUCUGUGUUGCAGGCCGAGCUGAGGCUCCCUUCCAGAGACGAUGGCGGCCCUUCACACGACUCCAGACUCCCCAGCCGCCCAGCGGGAGAGGGCGGAGGACGGGUCGGAAUGUGAUCCUGGUCAGGAGGAAGAAGAGGAGGAAGAAAAGGGGGAAGAGGAGGGGGAGCUGGUGAAGGAGGAGGUGGUGGUGGUGGAGGCCGAGGAGGACGAGGCCGUGGCGGAGGAGCUGGAGGCGGACGGGGUGCAGGCAGGGCCAGGGCGGCAGGCGGAGGUGGAGGCAGAGGCGGAGGCGGAGGACGCCGACGCGGAGGCGGUGGUGGCAGAAGAGCGGAGUCCGGCGUCGGGGACCCAGGAGCGCCGUAGCUGUGGUGGGGAUGCCGAGUCCCCAGGUCUUCAGGAAAAGGCCUUGCAGGCCUCCCGGGCUCCAGCCAUGUCGAGGGAUGAGGACCUGGAGCAGGACGAGGACGAGGACGAAGAAGAGGAGGAAGAGGAUGAGGACGAUUCCCUGAUAUCUGGGUCUCAGGGGCUGGUGACCUUUGAAGACGUGGCUGUGUACUUCUCCCUGGAGGAGUGGGAACGGCUGGAUGCGGACCAGCGGGAGCUCUACAAGGAAGUCAUGCAGGAAAACUAUGGGAUUCUGGUGUCCUUGGGAUACCCAAUCCCCAAGCCGGACCUGAUCUUCCGGCUGGAGCAAGGAGAGGAGCCUUGGGUCCCGGAUAGCCCCCGUCCCGAGGAGGGAGACAUCGUCACCGGCGUCUACACAGGGGCCUGGUUCUGGACCGACGACAUAGAGGACCACGAGGAGGAGGACGACGAGGACUUCCUGGCAGAGGUGGCCGAGGAGGAGAACGAGCCCCCAGGGCUGUGGUCCGCGGCCUACGGCGUGGGGGACGUACCUGGGACCUGGGGCCCCGACGACUCGGAUUCGGCACAGACUCCAGAGGGGUGGGGUCUUGACCCCGGCGGCCUCGGGGUCCUGGCUGAGGGGUCCGAGGCGAAGCCCUUUCUGCAGGGCCGGGAGUCGGACGCGAGCCUGCUGGCGCCCUGGGCGUUCCCGGCCGCGGUGGCCGCUCCAGCCGGGCGGCCGGAGACGACGUGUGACGUGUGCGGUAAAGUGUUCCCGCACCGGUCCCGGCUGGCCAAGCACCAGCGCUACCACGCGGCCGUCAAGCCCUUCGGCUGCGAUGAGUGCGGCAAGGGCUUCGUGUACCGCUCGCACCUGGCCAUCCAUCAGCGCACCCACACCGGCGAGAAGCCCUUCCCGUGUCCAGACUGCGGCAAACGCUUCGUGUACAAGUCGCACCUGGUCACGCACCGGCGCAUCCACACGGGCGAGCGGCCCUACCGCUGCGCUUUCUGCGGCGCGGGCUUCGGGCGCCGCUCCUACCUGGUCACGCACCAGCGCACGCACACCGGCGAGCGGCCCUACCCCUGCGCGCACUGUGGCCGCAGCUUCAGCCAGAGCUCGGCGCUCGCGCGGCACCAGGCCGUGCACACGGCCGACCGGCCUCACUGCUGCCCCGACUGCGGCCAGGCCUUCCGCCUCCGCGCCGACUUCCAGCGCCAUCGACGGGGCGGCGGCUGCGCGGAGCCCGGCGGUGACGGCCCUCGGCGCGAGCCCUGUGAGACGGUGCCCUCGGCGGGGCCCGAGGAGGCCGAAGCCGGGCCCGAGGGGCCUGAGAUCGACGAAGCAGACGGAGAGGCCGAGGGAGAGGCCGAGGAGAGAGAGGCGGCAAUGGAGGCGCCCACCCCCGGGAGAAAGGACGACCCUGAGCCGGAUAGGCGGUUUCUGGGGCUGGGCAACGGCCUGGGGGAGGGCGAAGGCCCUUCCUCGCACCCGCUCGGCUUCCACUUCCCCAUGCACCCCAAGUCUUGGCUCCACCCGGAUGGCUUUCCGAUCCUGGGCCUCCCGGACUUCGCGGAGCGGCUGUCGACAGACGGGCGCCCCCUGCCCGGACCCCUGGGGGGCCGGCUCUCCCUGGUAGAGGGCGCGGGGCUGGCCUGCGACCCUUUCGGCGGCGGUGCUGGGCCUGGGGGCGGCGGCGGCCUGCGUGCGUUCGGGCCUGCAGUCGGGGGGCUGCUGGCGGAGCCUGCUCCUGCCGCGCUGGCCGAGGAGGAGAGCCCGUGGAUAUGUUCCGACUGCGGCAAGACGUUCGGGCGCCGCGCGGCGCUGGCCAAGCACCAGCGCUACCAUGCGGGCGAGCGGCCACACCGCUGCGCCGACUGCGGCAAGAGCUUCGUGUACGGCUCGCACCUGGCGCGCCACCGCCGCACGCACACGGGCGAGCGGCCCUUCCCGUGCCCCGAGUGCGGUGCGCGCUUCGCCCGCGGCUCGCACCUGGCGGCGCACGUGCGUGGCCACACGGGCGAGAAGCCCUUUGUGUGCGGCGUGUGCGGCGCGGGCUUCAGCCGGCGCGCGCACCUGACGGCGCACGGGCGCGCGCACACGGGCGAGAGGCCCUAUGCGUGCGGCGAGUGCGGCCGCCGCUUCGGGCAGAGCGCGGCGCUGACGCGACACCAGUGGGCGCACGCCGAGGAGAAGCCGCACCGCUGUCCCGACUGCGGCAAGGGCUUUGGCCACAGCUCGGACUUCAAGCGGCACCGGCGCACGCACACGGGCGAGAAGCCCUUCCGCUGCACCGACUGCGGCCGCGGCUUCGCGCAGCGCUCCAACCUGGCCAAGCACCGGCGCGGCCACACGGGCGAACGGCCCUUCCCGUGCCCCGAGUGCGGCAAGCGGUUUUCGCAACGCUCGGUGCUUGUGACACACCAGCGCACGCACACGGGCGAGCGGCCCUACGCCUGCGCCAACUGCGGCCGCCGCUUCUCGCAGAGCUCGCACCUGCUCACCCACAUGAAGACGCACCGCGGCACGGCGGGCGCGCCCGGCCAGACGCCGGCCGCCCCCGCGCCCAAGGCCGAGGCACCCGCUAAGGGGCCGCCGAGCGCGGGCGCAGGGACCGGGCCCGGGGAGCGCGGCAGCACCCUGCUGGAGUUCGCAGGCGGAACGAGCUUCGGCUCCGAGCCGACGGCCACGUUCGCGGGGCCCUCGGGCGCCUACGAGGAGAGCAUCAUGUGAGGGCCCCAGGCCGACGGAGGCGCAGCCCGCUAGGCCACCGGCACCUUGCGGCUCGAGUGCCGGCCGCUGCGCGCCGGCCCCUUGCUCUUCUGGCCUCAGGGGCUGAGGGUCCCAGUCCUGGUGCGGUGCCUUCCCCUCAGCCCCGGUGCACCGCCCCCCAGCCUCGGGCUUCCCUCCUGCCCGGCCCCAGAGAACCGGCCGCCGAGCUCAGAUGGCUGUACGGGGGGCACGGGGGGAGAGGAGAGCUGCGCGCGGAGCAGACGGGGACGGGGGCGGCCACCCCGACAAGAGACUGCGACAUCACUGGAUCGAUGCGGUGAGGCCAAGCGGUAGGGAUGGCAGGCGAAGUGUUAUUUAUUUUACUCGGAUUCCGAUAUGGGUGGCCCGGGGGACAGGUGGCUUGUGAGUUAGUAACUGGGUUUUACAGCGAGGGAGGGGAAGCCCUUGCAUCAAGGGAGGGUGGGGUGGUCGAGGGCAGAGCAUAUGGCUACUCCAGUGGGUUUGGCUGAUGACUUCCAGUUCCUCAGCGGGAGACUUCAGGGACCUUCUGGUCAUUCGAGUAUGUCCAGAAAGUUUUGAGGCCUGUGCGCGUGGCGAGGGGAAGCCUCGUGGGUUUUCAAAGGACCGUGUUCCUCCCUAAUCCGGGGUCGGGGGUGAAGUGGAGAUGCACCCAGGAAAGCUUUUAUUUUGUCGACUGUGGAUAUUUAUUUCCAUGGCUUGUAUGGCCCGAAGAACCUGGGAGGAGGAGAAAAAGCCGGAAACCAAAUUGUGGCCCCAGGCAGAUGGGUUGCAGGUGUUCGCAGGGUCCCCAGGGAGUUUGAAGCCUUAUUCCCCAGAGUCGCUCCCUGUCUUCACCCCACUUGAACACCGAGAGCAGCCCGGCUGUGUGGGUGUUAAUUUCAGCCUCCCCUCUGAGUCCUUCGGUGCUCUCGCCUGGGACUGCUGGAGGCGGCAUACUCGGAGAUCCUCGGGGAGCCCAGCAGCCGGGGACCCCCGCCGUUGGCUCCCCGGCUGCCGCCUCUCCCUGAGUGGGUGGACACACGGGGCCCUGCCCUUGUGAGCCUGCCGCUCACUUAGAUUUAAUAGACAAGUGUAAAGUGACAGAGGUUGGUAGUAGGAUUGUCUCUUACCUCCCAGGAUUAGGCCCUUAUGACCUCCUCGGGUCCGUUUAACUCUGCUUCUGUCAUUAUUCUACACUAGAAGCAAGUGGUGUUUCUGGUUAGGUUCCCGUGUCGCAGAGUGGGCAGUGAGUGGAGGCACCGUGGGCCGGGCUGUCUGCACGGCGGUGGUACACCUCUGGGGGUUCGGACCUGAGCCCGUGGCUCAGUGACUGACCAACUGUCCAGCUAUGCAAGGCCCGCGGCCGGCCAGCGCCGCACCUUCCAGGCUGGGCUCUUUCGAGCCACCGGGCCACCUGCAAGACAUCCGCCCCCUUUAACGCUUUUGGGGCCAGUGUGAAUGGGGCCAGAAAACUGAAAUUUUGAAGCAGCCGCAUUCCCUUUUAGACCUAGUUCCUUCUGUUUUAGUAUAGACAUGGCCCUGGGGCCUGAGAGCCAGCAGCCGGGCGCAAGAGGCUGGG